UUUUUGGAAUGAGAAGUGAUCUAGAUAAUGAGAUGCAGAACUUUUGUGUGUUUUUUUGCGUCAUGUUAAUCUGAAUUGUUGUUGGAGGAGUCUACCGACUUGAUACGACUCGAACAGGACAAGCCUCUGCAGUGGACGCACACGCCGCGUAGUCGCAUACAGGACACGCUCCCAGGAGACUUGAAGUCAUAGUCUCAAAUUACUAACGCCAUGUCUACCUCCACGCUGGUUAGCCUGGGAGGUGUCUCGGCCAGGAGUCAGUCCACCUACAGGGCCGUCCCCGACCAGCAGCUUGAUCAGCUGACCGAUGAGCAGCUGGCCAAGUCCACGGAGCAACUGCAGGCGAACGUCAAGAUGCUACAACUGGAGACAGACGUGUUCGAGAAGUUUCUACAGCGCGUCGACCCGUGGGAGCACGCAGCGACCGCCGGUGGCAGCAUACAGCCGGGGAGCUCAGUGCAGUCGACCACGCCCUCCCUCAGCCCUGCCCAAUCAGCGUCCGACGUCAGCACCAGCGACCAAUCAACGCGCAGCACGCUCCGCGGCAGACGCAAGCAGAGCGGAAAGGGCGGCCGGUCCGGGUACAGCGGCGGGAUGCGCGGCGUAGCCCUGGUGCGGCUGACGCCCGAGCAGCGCUGCGACGUGGCCAGCCGAGAACUGGAGGAGCUCAACGAGGCCCUGCAGGCGCAGGAGAACCAGCACGAGCGCAGUCUGCAGAACCUGCGGGCGGUGCUAGAGGCGGCCGAUAUCCGGCUCAAGGAGAUCCAGAACGUGUCCGCCGCGUUCGAGAAGGACGUGAUCAAGGGCGCCGUCAACCCGCGCUCCAGUCGCGUCAUGUCCGAAAAGGUUCAACGGCAUUUUGACGAGUUGAACAAGUCGAGAGAUGCACUUCUGGAGAAGCUUCGACUGAAGAAUGCCAACAUGAAGACCAUGACGCGGAAACUCGAGACGCACAUGCGGCAGAAGGAAGAGAUGGGCGAGGUUCUUCGCCAAGUGGACUUUGACCAGCUGAAAAUAGAAAACCAGCAAUUCCUAGACAGAAUAGAGGACAAGAAUAACACCAUGAUACAACUGAAGCUGUUGGCGGGCCGUUCUCUUCACGAGCUGAACCAGCAGAAACGUAAAAUGCAGGCACUGACAGAGGAGGGCCGCCGGCUGGACGCGGCCACGCAGCGCGAGCAGGCCAUCGGUCAGCGCGUGACAACCGAGCAUGCGGUCGUCGAGAAGCAGCUGGUGACGUCACGAGCCAUCAAUGACAAGCUGCGCACGCAUAUGGCCAACUACCGUGUGCCGCCGACCAUGGACUACAUCCGCACCAACGACCGCGUCUACAAGCUGAAGCGCAAGGUCAUCAUCUGGCAGCGCAAGCUGGACAUCUCCAAGAUGACGCUGCUCAACCUGAAAGCUGUGCAUGGCGUCAAGUCGGAGCAGCUGACGCCGAGUUUGGGCCUCACCGACCCAUCAGCAGGGGGGUCGGGUGUACUGGACCAAUCGGAGGGUGAGGAGGGUGGUGGCGACCAAUCAGACGCGGGGCACGAUGCCGCCGGUCGGGAGGUCGCGGGCGCGGCGAGCACGAAGACCGUGGAGAGCGCCGGAGAUGAGCAGGCGCCGGCCAACAGUGUUCUUAGCGUUUUUAGCUCCAAACUGUUGGGGCCGUCUAAAGGAAGUAUGCAUCAAUGACUGACAAGAUGGCCGGGUACAGCACCCGCUCAAAAUCUGGGCCAGUAAGCCAUGAUGAUGGUCUUUACUGAUCCACAUCGACGGCGAGUGGUCAGGACGGGAAUGUACUCGUGAUUACGUGACAUUUGUGGCCAUCUGGACCAUUUGUUACAGUGAGACAGCGUUUCUUUCGUAUUUGGCCCUGCAUUUGCAAUCUAUCACGUUCUGUGAUGUUUGCACUUUGUAGGUUAGGCACCAGUAUACAACGGUGAACGCUGGUCAACGGGGGUUGGCGCUGAGAGCUUCGCUGACAAUAUCGCAUUUUCAACCGCUUAACGGAGAGAUGGAUGCACAAGUGAGGGUGUACACAAGAAUUGCUUCCUAAUGCCUGUAGAAGUUCUAGCAUAUGAGUGGCGAGUCGGUUUUAAAUGUUAGUAUAAUGUUUAAAGCUGUUGUAAUGUGUGUGGCCCGGGCAUUUCCGGUCCCAGAAAUCUCAGAAAUUUUCAGUGUGUUUCAGUAAAUUUUGCUGAAAUUAAAGCAGUACUAACACAUCUACAAAAGCGCACCAGCUAUGUCACCCAGGCCUACCGCAAGCCGCUACCGCGGGACCGUUGCCCUAUCGCGCGCCAUUUCCGCUCCUGCAGCAGGCGGCCUCGGACGAGAUCUUGAGGAGGGACGCCGGAUGCGUGGAUUCGCCGCUUCCCAGGGUCACCGACGGCUCGAGCCUGG
Messenger RNA from Pollicipes pollicipes, 2388 nucleotides. RefSeq names its product coiled-coil domain-containing protein 113. Bases 211 to 1680 code for a protein of 489 amino acids. The record is from RefSeq and is a predicted model, not a curated record. The transcript is spliced from 7 exons. Gene Ontology annotation, biological process: cilium assembly. NCBI's taxonomy places the organism in Eukaryota, Metazoa, Arthropoda, Thecostraca, Pollicipedomorpha, Pollicipedidae. Gene Ontology annotation, cellular component: axoneme; ciliary basal body.